This is a messenger RNA of Zingiber officinale, 2188 nucleotides long. RefSeq names its product anthranilate synthase alpha subunit 1, chloroplastic-like. Gene Ontology annotation, molecular function: anthranilate synthase activity. The transcript is spliced from 11 exons. The record is from RefSeq and is a predicted model, not a curated record. Gene Ontology annotation, biological process: L-tryptophan biosynthetic process. NCBI's taxonomy places the organism in Eukaryota, Viridiplantae, Streptophyta, Magnoliopsida, Zingiberales, Zingiberaceae. The coding region runs from base 134 to 1936 and encodes 600 amino acids.
UGACGUAAAACGUCGCCCCACAGGUUGAGAUGGAAGGGAUGUGAUGACUAUCCCACGGUAUUAGUUCGUCAACCCCUUUCCGACCGACGCCGCCCCCCUGAUUCCAAAUUCUUCGCUUUCUCUCCCGCCGCCUAUGGAAGCGCUGGCCACCUCCUCUCAUCCGACAACCCUCCUCCUCGGUCGCCACCGCCGCAGACUGCCAGCAUCCUUCCCUGCCGUACUCGCCACCGCAUCCUUAGGCGGACGAUUCCCUUUCCUCCGUCACUCCCUCCCAUGCGGUUUCUCUUCCCGACUGCCCUCACUCUCAUGCUUCUCUCUCUCACAUUCCUCCCUCGGCUUCACAGGUGAAAACGAUGAGGCCUUUAAGUUCGCAGAGGCUGCCAACAACGGAAAUUUGGUUCCCCUUUUCCGUUCCAUCUUCAGUGAUCACCUUACACCGGUGUUAGCCUACCGUUGUCUCGUGAAAGAGGAUGAGCGCGACGCUCCCAGCUUUCUCUUCGAGUCAGUGGAGCAAGGUUCCAUGGGUACUAACGUUGGUCGUUACAGUGUUGUGGGAGCUCAGCCGGCCAUGGAGAUCGUCGCCAAGGAAUACAGUGUGUCCAUUAUGGACCACGAGGAAGGCCACAUGACGGAGGAGAUUGUUGAGGAUCCAAUGCUAAUUCCACGGAAAAUCAUGGAGAGUUGGAGCCCUCAGUUAAUUACAGAGCUUCCUGAUGUAUUUUGUGGUGGAUGGGCAGGUUACUUUUCCUAUGAUACUGUUCGAUAUGUUGAAAAGAAAAAGCUUCCCUUCACUAAUUCCCCUAGGGAUGACAGAAACCUCCCAGAUGUCCACCUAGGACUCUACAACGAUGUGAUAGUGUUUGACCAUGUUGAGAAGAAAGCAUAUGUGAUUCAUUGGGUGCGAGUGGAUCGGUAUUCCUCCAUUGAGAGUGCUUAUCAAGAUGGGAAAAAAAAAUUAGAUAAUUUGCUAUCUAGGGUGCACAAUGUCAAUGUCCCCACACUCUCUGCUGGCUCUGUGAAACUGUCUACUUAUCAGUUUGGUGCGGCUUUAACAAAGUCAUCGAUGACAAGUGAAGAAUACAAAACGGCUGUUUUGCAUGCUAAAGAACAUAUCUUUGCUGGUGACAUUUUUCAGAUAGUUUUGAGCCAGCGUUUUGAGCGGCGCACAUUUGCAGAUCCAUUUGAAGUUUAUCGAGCUUUGAGAAUUGUGAAUCCAAGUCCAUAUAUGGCUUAUUUACAAGCAAGAGGUUGUAUUCUAGUAGCAUCAAGUCCUGAAAUCCUUACACGAACAAAGAAGAGGACAAUUGUUAACCGACCACUUGCUGGAACAGUUAGAAGAGGUAAAACAGAGGAGGAGGACAAAUGGCUUGAACAGCAGUUACUAAAUGAUGAAAAACAAUGCGCUGAGCACAUUAUGCUUGUAGAUUUGGGACGGAAUGAUGUUGGAAGGGUGUCAAAAGCUGGUUCAGUGAAGGUGGAGAAACUUAUGAAUGUUGAGAGAUAUUCACAUGUGAUGCACAUUAGCUCUACGGUUACAGGAGAAGCACUUGCUGAUCUAACUUGCUGGGAUGCACUCCGUGCUGCAUUACCUGUAGGAACUGUUAGUGGAGCUCCAAAGGUGAAAGCCAUGGAGUUAAUUGAUCAAAUGGAAGCUACCCGACGAGGGCCUUACAGUGGUGGUUUUGGAGGAGUGUCAUUUACGGGUGACAUGGACAUUGCAAUUGCUUUACGAACCAUAGUGUUUCCAACUGGGAGCCGCUACAACACCAUGUUCUCAUAUAAGGACAUGCAGAGACGCCAAGAAUGGGUUGCUCAUCUUCAAGCUGGAGCUGGCAUUGUGGCAGACAGCAAUCCUGAUGAAGAGCAGAAAGAGUGUGAGAACAAGGCGGCAGGACUUGCUCGGGCUAUAGACCUUGCAGAAUCAACAUUUGUGUAAGGAUGAAACUUGUUUCACUAGUCUUUGGUGUAUCCGAGAUUUGGCAUUCCAGCAUUAAGUUUAUUUUUGCUUGUGAGUCUAGCAUCUCUGGUAAUCCAAGAUCACUCAUCAGUUUUUAUUGCUUUUUUUAAAACCCUAAAAUGUUGGGCAUUGCAAUUGCUGACAAAUUAAAUUGGUUGAGAUUUGUGCUAUAGUUGGUGUAUAUGAGAUGAUUUACUUUCUCUAAUGAUUAUUUUAUGGUUUUCAAGCUCA